GAUAUCUUCGACGUCCCUCUAGGUCCCUACAGUGGUAGCGCCGUAGCGGUCGUCUAAUUUUAUGAGGCCAUUAAGCUCCAGCCACGGAGUAGUUUCAGCUUAAAUCAUUACAUUCGUAUACCAUUACGUGGGCAGUGAAAGAGGAGUUUGGUCCGAAAUUUCAUUUCGAAUUCAUCCAGUUACAGAAAUUGGUUUUUCACAGAUACAGCUUUUUCACCAAAUUUACUAACAGCGAAUCACUUGUUACUUCGAAGUUCGAGGAGAAGCUCUCUGGACAGAUUAAAGCAUUAAAAGGCAAUUUUGAGCAAGCAGGCAUGGGAGGCCAAUAAAACACUUUUGUGCACGUUACUGGUGGGAUAUGGGAUCCGCAAUUUAGGCGCUUAUGGAUGGAAUUGGUUUCAUCAGCAUCAGUAUACAGCUGAGUUACACAGGCAGAAUUGAUAAGAGGGGAAAACAAGAACCACUCGGUAGGAAAACACGCGUUAGUGUAUGGGAACCCAAAUUAGAUAUCUUGGCUCAAAAACCAUAUAACUUUGCUUAUUUUGGUUCACUUCCUCCCAACAAUCACAAUGGAAGUAGAAUAAAUGAGCAAAUUCUAAACGAUGACGUGGCAUGCGUGUUGCACAAUCAUCGUGGGAUCUUCGUCCAGCUGGAGGCAAUAGAGUGAGAUGCAUAUGUACAAACAAAUUACUAUAGAACAUCUUCAUUAAGCUGGAAAAGAGGUUACUAGACUUGCCAACUGACACCAAAAUGGCCUGUCAGCAUGACGCACAUUGAAGGUUUGUCUGUGUAUUCUUAACUGUAGAAGGCAAUAUGUAUGAUCAAUAUUUCUUCUUCCGUCCAGGUACACAAGUGGGAAACACCACGAAAAAUUUGACCCAUUAUUAUAAAACGUGAGACCAUCGAUCCAUGAUAUUUAUCUUAAAUCAAGCUGCAUUCUCAAAAAAUAUCCACCGCCAAGUAUUUCCUCAGUGGAUAUAUAUAGCACGACUCAGAAAAACGGAGGUCGGUGUAAGCUGAGUGUAAGAUGAUCGUCUCAGUCUCAACGCGAUCACAACAUCAGAAACUCUACCGGACAAAUUCCCGGCUUAAGAAGCUGAGGGUAGGAUUUAUAUUUUGUAAAGGAAACAUGAAAAACUGAGGUGGAAUGGCAAUUGACACUUAACUUUUGUGUGAGCUUUAAACCGCACCUUCAGCAAUCGCUAGAUUCGCUACCGCAAAUGGUUCAUUACUCGGUUAUUAUA
Papaver somniferum (opium poppy) is the source of this 1244-nucleotide messenger RNA. RefSeq lists its product as uncharacterized. The record is from RefSeq and is a predicted model, not a curated record. The transcript is spliced from 5 exons. Lineage: Eukaryota; Viridiplantae; Streptophyta; Magnoliopsida; Ranunculales; Papaveraceae. The coding region runs from base 383 to 667 and encodes 94 amino acids.